AUGCCUUACUCAUCCUCGUAUUCCCCUGUCAAAUCGCGAAGCCAAGGCGCCAAGAUCGCAUCAAACUCGUCGCCCUGCCUCUGGGCUCCCCCCCUGGCCGCUGAUGACGCCGUUUCCAAAGAUUUCAUCUCCCUGCUUGUCCGGAUUUUUCCAAUGGCGCCGAGCUGUCUCUCUCCCUCUCUCUCUCUCUGGUUUCGCAGCGGUCAUGCCGCCUUGACCAACAACUACAGUACAGAACGGAACAAGCCUGAGCACACUAGCAAACUAGAGCUCACCCGGCCUGCAACCUCUCGCCUGGCCCUGCUCCGUGGUUUGGCGAUCCAAGUUGGCCGGCCCACGGCCGAGUUGGAUAGGGCUGGAAUAAGCCUCUUAGCGUGGAUACACACCCCGCUGAGCAAGAGGGUGCGUUGCCGGCAAAGCUCGCUCGCUGGGCUGGUUGUCGCUCGUCUCGCUCUUAUGGCUUGUGGAGAGGGAGAGAGAGAGAGAGAGAGAGAGAGAGAGAGCCGCUCUCCGCUUCUUGACCCGUCAGAGGAGCAAGUCUUCAGCCAGCUUCCUUCGCUCGCCGAAUUUUCCGUCGAUCCAGAGGGCUGCCCCAGUGGUUCGUUUGCCCAAGCCCGCCACCCUGCCUGCGAGAACGAGACGGUCUCCUUGUCCGGCUCCCUUGGCAGAGGCUCUGCUGUGUCUCUCUGUCUCGGUCUCUCAGUCUCCCCCUCUGCCCGCGCGCACACAAGAAUGCGUAUCUAUUGCCUAAUGCUCUGCGACGAAGAAUAUGAUGUGAACACGCAAAAGCGUGUGGUUCAGAGUUUGCCUGGCGGCCACCCGGACGCGGAAGUGGCCGACACGAACCAUGCGAGCACCAUGCGCUUCUUGUCCUUGUGCCCGGCCGGCGUUGCUCGCUUAGCACCCCAUGUCAUGUCAGGUCAGGCCAUGUAUGUGCAGACCUGUCACGUCACGGCCGAGUUACAGUACGAGCACCUCCAGUACCUGUCCGGUCGUAUAUCGCUCAGCUCUCCAUGGGGCCCCAAGCAGGGCAAAAGCGGGCGCCCACGGCAAGCAAAGCAAGCAGAACAGAACAAGAACCAACAGCCGGCUGAGCCAAUUGGAGGGAACUUGAUGCGAUCCAAUGCUAGCAGCAACGCAACCGCACUCGUACCCAUUACAUAUUCUGCAACAAAGAGACCAGCAACAGCACAGUACCAUGUACUCGCACCCGUACCUCACCAAACCGGCGCACUUGGGCUCGUCACAGACUGGGCUAGAUUUCGGAUCCAUGGAUGGUGGAAACCAGAUCGCAGGCGCUAG
Molecule: messenger RNA, 1302 nt
Organism: Trichoderma aggressivum f. europaeum
Lineage: Eukaryota; Fungi; Ascomycota; Sordariomycetes; Hypocreales; Hypocreaceae
Exons: 5
Coding region: 1-1302 (433 amino acids)
Source: RefSeq, a predicted model, not a curated record